Molecule: messenger RNA, 1635 nt
Organism: Aspergillus ochraceoroseus IBT 24754
Lineage: Eukaryota; Fungi; Ascomycota; Eurotiomycetes; Eurotiales; Aspergillaceae
Product: 3-keto-steroid reductase
Exons: 2
Coding region: 52-1434 (460 amino acids)
Biological process (GO): ergosterol biosynthetic process
Cellular component (GO): mitochondrial outer membrane; endoplasmic reticulum membrane; lipid droplet
Molecular function (GO): 3-beta-hydroxysteroid 3-dehydrogenase (NADP+) activity
Source: RefSeq, a predicted model, not a curated record
UCUCUCAACACCAACAAAGUGUUCAGAGCCGGUCUGGAAGAGAAAAGCGUCAUGGCUACGGGCGGUCCUCGAGACGCCCUGGAAGACCAGAUCUUUGUGCUUGUCACUGGGGCCAACAGUGGACUAGGUUAUUCAAUAUGUUGUCGGCUGGUGGAUGAAUUCCUGACCUCUUGUCAGAAUGACCGUCAGUCAUUGACAAUCAUCUUCACAACCCGGAGCUCCAAGAAGGGCCUCGACACCCUGAAAGGCCUCCAAGCCCACCUCCGCAAAGCCACCAGCGAUCCCACAGCCUCCCCGGCGCAAGUCAACUUCGUCCCAGAGAACGUCGACCUCUCCGAUCUCCUCUCCGUCCGCGCCCUGUCCCGCCGCCUGCAGGCCUUCCCCAAGCUCGACGCCAUCGUGCUCAAUGCCGGCAUAGGCGGGUGGACGGGCAUCGACUGGCCCGCGGCCAUCUGGGGCGUCGCCACCGACCUGAUCCACCAGGUAUCCUGGCCCUCCUACAAGAUCGCGCCGCUUGGAAUGAUCACCGAGCCGCAAACCCGCCUCUCAGACCAGGAACCGCGCUUGGGGGCGGUCUUCUGCGCCAACGUCUUUGGCCACUACAUGCUGGCGCACAACGUGAUGCCUCUCCUGCACCGCUCCGCCGGGUCCCCGCGCGGGCCCGGCAGGGUAAUCUGGGUCUCCAGUCUCGAAGCAACAAUCAAAUUCUUCGACAUCAACGACCUCCAGGGCCUCCACACUCCCGCCCCCUACGAAUCCUCCAAGGCUCUAACCGAUAUCCUCUCGCUCACCUCGAACCUCCCCAGCGCCGCACCCUGGGUGAAAUCCUUCUAUUAUGCCACCACACCUCCUUCCGCCUCCGCCUCCGCCAACAACCCCGAACCCGCGAACCUCCUCCCACCACCACCACCAAACAUAUACCUCUCCCACCCCGGGAUCUGCGGCACGGGCAUCCUCCCGCUCUCCCUGCCCCUCUUCUACGCCAUGCUCGCAGCCUUCUACCUCGCCCGCUUCCUCGGCUCCCCCUGGCACACCGUCGCAACCGACCGGGGCGCCCGCGCGCCCGUCUGGCUCGCCCUCUCCACGCAAUCCGCCCUCGACGCCGCCGAAGCACCCUACAAGCAGCACGGCGGCGGGCGCGUAAAAUGGGGAUCGGCGUGCAGUCGCACGGGGGCCAACUCGGCCGUUUCCACCGAGAUAGACGGGUGGGGACACGGAGGCGUCGUCGGCCCCGCUGUGCUCGCGGCGGACCGGAACCGGCGCCGGAAGCGUGGCGCCGAGGAUCUCACGGGGCCGGAGAAAGAGCGGUUCGAGGUGCUGGGGAGGGAGUGUUGGAAGCAGAUGGAGGAGUUGCGGAUCAAGUGGGAUGCGCUUUUGGAUGAGGAGGAGGAGGAGAGGAGGAGAGGAGAGGAGGAGGAGGAGGAGGAGGAGUAGUAGUAGUAGGUACGCCUAUCCUGUCAAUUUUAAUUUUUUUUUUUUUUUUGACAAUUCGAAUUCGAAUUGGAAUUCAAAUUUGAAUUUGGGAAAAGGAGGAUGUAUAUAUUCUGCUUGGCGGAUUGUGUUAUCGAUUUCAAUACACGAUAGAUGAUGUAGUUAAUCAUUGAUAUCAUCAUAAUGAUAUACAUUCAAAAGAAA